UUUAUAACGCAUGUGGUUCGACAGCGCAGUUUAGGCGCCAUUUACAAGUUGGACUUCUGCUAGUCGACGAGCCGCUCGACAUGUUACCGAUUUGAAUUUUAUGGAUUAUUUUUCGCCCAUUUUUGAUCCGCCACUAUUUUUCCCAAGCAACAUUUGAACCAGGGAAGCGACUUUUGACAAAGAUUUUGCCGAAGUGACCCCCCUCUAAACCCCCCCUCCCUCAGACUUCAAAUCAUGCCAUCUAAAAGUGUAAAGAGCUCCACCGCGGCCGCCGCCUCCAAGUCAGUAGGAGGAAAGGGGUCGCAGCCUCGGGAUGACUCCGAGGACGAGCUGGACGUAACCCCCCGAGGAAGCCGCUCCGAUGGCCAGGGACAGGAGGCACCAGCACCGACGCCGACAACUGAUCCGCCUGUCGGGGAGGCGGCCCAGGCGGUUGAUAGUCGCCCUUUGGAGGAGAUUCUCGGUAGCAUCCCACCACCCCCGCCCCCAGCCAUGACCAAUGAGCCAGGCGCUCCUCGCCUCAUGAUAACGCAUUUAGUCAAUCGCAACUUCAAGUCGUACGCAGGCGAGCAGAUUCUGGGGCCCUUUCACAAGCGCUUUUCCUGCAUCAUUGGUCCGAAUGGAAGUGGCAAGUCCAAUGUGAUCGACUCCAUGCUAUUUGUGUUUGGAUACAGAGCUCAAAAGAUCCGAUCGAAAAAGCUGUCGGUGCUUAUCCACAGUUCUGAUCAGCACAAAGAUGUGCAAAGCUGUACCGUGGAGGUGCAUUUUCAAAAGAUUAUUGAUAAGGAAGGAGAUGACUACGAAGUCAUCCCCAACAGCAAGUUCUAUGUUUCCAGGAGUGCCAACAAGGACAAUUCUUCUGCCUACUAUAUCAAUGGCAAAAAAGCCAUGUUCAGAGAAGUGGGCGCUUUGCUACGAAGCCACGGCAUCGACUUGGACCAUAAUAGAUUUCUCAUCCUACAGGGUGAGGUGGAGCAAAUUGCCAUGAUGAAGCCCAAAGGUCAGACGGAGCAUGACGAGGGAAUGCUGGAGUACCUGGAGGACAUUAUCGGCUCGUGUCGCCUCAAGGAGCCCAUCCAAACGCUGGCCCGCAGAAUUGAACUGCUUAAUGAACAGAGAGGAGAGAAGCUCAACCGAGUCAAGCUGGUGGAGAAGGAGAAGAAUGCUCUGGAAGGAGAAAAGAACAAAGCUGUGGAGUUUCUCACUUUGGAAAAUGACAUCUUCAAACUCAAGAGUCGCCUUUAUCAAUAUAAUGUUCAUGAUCUCCAAAAGCAUGUGGUAGCCAAAGAGCAGGAAAAGCAGAAGAUCUUGGAGGACAACAAGGAACUGACAGAAAAAACUGCCAAGAUAUCGCAAGAGAUGGAGAAAAUGAAUCAAGAGCUGAAAAAUGCGGAGAAGAAACAGAACAAGAUCAACAAGUACAUUGAGACCCAGAAGGAGACGUUCACCCAGCUGGACUUGCAGGAUGUCGAAGUGCGCGAGAAGAUCAAACACUCCAAAAGCAAAAAGAACAAGUUGCAGAAGCAGCUGGAGAAGGAUAAAGAAAAGCUGGAAGAGGUGCGCGGCGUACCCGCCAAUAGCGAAAAGGCCAUCGCGGAGGCGACCGCUCGCAAGGAAGAGCUGGAGAAGCAGAAGGGGAAAGAGGAGGAGAAACUCAAGGAGGUGAUGGAGACUCUAAAAGAAGAGACGAGCGGCUUGCAACAGGACAAAGAGACCAAAGAGAAAGAGCUGAUGGAGCUGAGCAAAGCUGUGAACGAGACGCGCUCUCGCAUGGACCUGGCGCAGUCGGAGCUCGACAUCUACCUGAGCCGCCACAACACUGCCGUGACGCAGCUCAACUCCGCCAAACAGACUCUCCAGACCACCACGGACACGCUGCGGGAGCGCCGCGCCGCCAUUAAAGAACUGGAAGUCAACAUACCGCAGCGGGAGAAAGAACUCAAGAAGGAUGAGGGAGAGCUGGAGCGGGUGACAAAGAUGGAUAACGAAACCCGUCAGGUUGUGAGGGAAAUGAGGCAGAAGGUGGACGAGGCCAAGAGCUCUCUGUCCUCCAAUCGCAGUCGAGGGAAGGUCCUGGACGCUCUCAUGCAGCAGAAGAGGAGUGGCAGAAUUCCCGGUAUCCUCGGAAGGCUGGGAGACCUGGGAGCCAUCGACGCAAAGUACGACGUGGCCAUUUCCUCCAGUUGCGGGGCUCUGGAUCACAUUUUGGUGGACACCAUCGACACGGCUCAGAAAUGUGUCACGUUUCUCAAAGAGCAGAACAUCGGCGUGGCCACCUUCAUUGGUCUCGACAAGAUGAAAGUCUGGGAAAAGAACAUGGGCAAGAUCCAUACCCCGGAGGAUUGCCCACGUCUCUUUGACAUGGUGAGAGUGAAUGACCCCAGCGUGCGCCCGGCCUUUUAUUUCGCCCUGAGGGACACCCUGGUGGCCCAGGACAUGGAGCAGGCCACGAGGAUGGCCUUCAAGAAAGACAAGCGCUGGAGAGUGGUCACCCUCAAGGGCCAGAUCAUCGAGAUGGCCGGAACAAUGACUGGAGGAGGCAGAGUAAUGAAGGGCAGGAUGGGCUCCUCUCUCAACACUGAGGUCUCCCAGGUGGAGCUCGACCGCAUGGAAUCCAAGCUGAAUGAGAACGUGACAAAGCUGCAGGACUGCCAAGAGAAGAAGCUGCAGCUGGAGGAGAAUGUCCAGCGUCUCCGCACUCAGCUCCGCGACAUGAAAAACACGCUGGAAAAAUACACCAACAGCAUGACCAGUCUGGCUGACCAGGAGAGCCAUCUCAAGAAGCAGAUGAAGGAACUGGAGGCCAAUGUGCUUGCUGCUGCCCCGGACAAGACCAAACAGAAGCAGAUGGAGAAGAGUCUGGAGGCCUUCAAGAAAGACUUCGAAGCAGCGUCCAGUAAAGCUGGGAAGGUGGAAAACGAGGUGAAGAGGCUCCACAACCUGAUUGUGGAGAUCAACAGCCACAAGCUGAAGGCUCAGCAGGACAAGCUGGACAACAUCAACAAGGGUCUGGACGAAUGCUCCUCCACCAUCACCAAGGCCAAAGUCGCCAUCAAGACGGCAGACCGCAACUUGAAGAAGUGCGAGGACAGCGUGACCCGCGUGGAAGAGGAGUUGAAGGACAACCAGACGUCUUUAGCAGCAUUCACGGAGCAACUCAAGAAACUGGAGGAAGAGGCGGGAGAGGUCAUGAAAGCUUGUCAAGAAGCUGAGGCGGCGCUCCCUGAAGUGCAGGAGCACUACCAGACAGUGGCCAAGGAGAUUAAUGUCCUGCAGCAGCAGGACCACGCCCUGCAGGAGGAGUCGCUGAGUGUGCGGCUGCGCGUGGAGCAGAUGGAGGCCGCCGUCAGCGAACACAAGAACAAGAUCGAGCACUGGCAGAAGAAGGCCUCAAAGCUCUCCCUGCACACCGUGGAGGGGACGCCGGACGAGGAGCUGCCUGUCCUCACGGCCGAGCAGCUCGACGACAUCUCUGACCCAAACGUCAUGGUCAACAAGAUGAUCACCUUGGAGACCAAGUGUGCUCAGAUGAAGCCCAACCUGGGUGCCAUCGUAGAGUACAAGAAGAAGGAGGAACAGUACCUGAUGCGCGUGGCCCAGCUGGACGAGAUCACCAACCAGCGGGACAAUUUCAAGCGCAGCUACGAGGACCUGCGCAAGCAGCGCCUCAGCGAGUUCAUGGGUGGCUUCAACAUGAUCACCAACAAGCUGAAGGAGAACUACCAAAUGCUGACGCUGGGGGGCGAUGCUGAGCUAGAGCUGGUGGACAGUCUGGACCCCUUCUCAGAAGGCAUCAUGUUCAGCGUGCGUCCUCCGAAAAAGAGCUGGAAAAAGAUAUUCAACUUGUCGGGAGGAGAAAAGACCCUCAGCUCCCUGGCACUGGUGUUUGCACUGCACCACUACAAGCCCACGCCGCUUUACUUCAUGGACGAGAUCGACGCCGCGCUGGAUUUUAAGAACGUCUCCAUCGUGGCCAGUUACAUCUACGAGCAAACCAAGAAUGCUCAGUUCAUCAUCAUCUCACUGAGGAAUAAUAUGUUCGAGAUUGCCGACCGCCUCAUCGGCAUCUACAAGACGCACAAUACCACCAAGAGCGUCGGGAUAAACCCCAAGACAAUCGUGUUCCGAGAACAUGACGCUAUCACCGCCUAG
This is a messenger RNA of Syngnathus acus (greater pipefish), 4152 nucleotides long. RefSeq names its product structural maintenance of chromosomes 4 (gene smc4). Lineage: Eukaryota; Metazoa; Chordata; Actinopteri; Syngnathiformes; Syngnathidae. Gene Ontology annotation, cellular component: chromosome. Gene Ontology annotation, biological process: mitotic chromosome condensation. The coding region runs from base 235 to 4152 and encodes 1305 amino acids. Gene Ontology annotation, molecular function: protein binding; ATP binding; ATP hydrolysis activity. The record is from RefSeq and is a predicted model, not a curated record. The transcript has 24 exons.